GCAGUUGGCAACUUGCAGUACUUCCUCAUCCUGACUGCUGUAUGGAGGUGAAAGCCGUUGCUCCUGGCCCUGCAUUUUCCCCCUCAGACUCUUUAGAGCUCAACAACAAAGAAAUAUUUUGUUCAUUUUUGCUGCAAGGUACUCAGGCACAAGGUAGACUAUAGGACAGCGCCCAGCACCAAAAACGUGUAGUCCGCUGACACCUAGCCAUGAUGAAAACGGGCGCCACCAAAGUGGGGCUGCCCAAGCCUGGACUCCAGGAACGAGUGAGGCAGGCCCCCUCGACGUCCUCUGCCUCCACCACCUCCUCAGCCAUGAAGACCUCCAGAUCUUCCAACACGUUGGCCUCAGAUCAGCGCCUUAGCAAGCUGAAAAGAGCCAGCAGUGAUGAUGCCUUGACAAAGCCUCCACCAGGAGCUACUGCCUCCGGUUCCCGGAUGAAGAAGACUGUGACUACAGGAGCCAUUUCAGAACUCGCUGAGGCCCGCCCUCGCAGCUUGUCAGGUGUACAAACUGUCAAGAAGUCUGGAAUCCCAGCUCCUAGAGAUAUGCCCUCUGCCAUAACAAGGGAUCGCAGCUCUUUGAGGGACCAGCUGAAGAGCAAUUCCACAAAGAGACUGGUUUCCAGUGCCAGCACUUCCAGCCUCUCCACCCUGACAAGGCAGACACGUAAUUCAGCCAAAUCUCGUGCAGAUGCAGAGGGCCAAGAAAAGAGUCUUCUGGAAAGCCAGGUGAAGGAGCUUCUUGCUGAGGCAAAGGCUAAAGACCUAGAGAUCAGCAAUCUCAGGAUGGAGUUGCAACGCUGUAAGGGUAAAGCCUCUUCUGCUUCCUCCUCACCCUCAUCCAAUUCUGUUUCACCUCAAGAACCUGCAGCCAAUCGUGAGCAAGGACAGAUGGGGGAGGCCCUUGUGUUGGUUGGGGAGCUGAGGGAGAAGAAUGGGAAGUUUCAGAGGGAGCUGGCAGCCCUCAGGGAGGAGAAUCAGGCACUGAAGGAGAAGCUGCUUAGCUUGGAGGCAUCUUCUAUCUGUAGUACAAACACAAGCACCUCCUCCAACCCUUUGGUGAAUGGCCUGUCCUCAGACUCUUCAGCUCUGCAACAGCAUAGUCUCCCCUGUACUGCCAGCCUACUCAAAACCUCUGGAUCUUCCAGUUCUGACAUCACCAAGGGGUCCCCAUCACCUGACUCCUCAGAGUUUGAGAAGAUCCCAUCACACUCAGAAUCAGCAAGCAGUGGUGUUAGUGGGAGCACUGAUCAAGCAGGGGCAGUUAACAGUGCCAGAGGUCAGGACAUCUCCUUGCAGAGCCUAACUGAACAGAUUCACAAGAUGGAGGAGAGCCACCACAGCACAUCGGAGGAACUACAGGCAACAAUACAGGAGCUUGCUGACCAGCAGCAAGUGGUGCAGGAGCUAACAGCUGAGAAUGAACGUCUGGCUGAUGAGAAACGACUCCUGCAGACUUCACUCCAACAGCAGAGAGAGCGUCUGGAGGUAUUGGCCCAGAAGAAUGAAACGUUCGCUGUCCGGCUUCAGGAGCAGGCUCAGGCUCAGGCCCAAAGGGAGGAGGAGCUGGGUAGCCAGGGGCCUCGACUGGCCGAACUGGAGCAGAGGUAUGCUGAGCUGGUAGAGAGUUCACGCUUUGAACGGGAGAAGCUAGUAGACAUCCAGCAGCAACUAACAGGCAGCUUGCGGGCCCUGGAGGAGGAGCACCAGGAGGCCCAGAGCCAGGUCCGCUGCCUCAGAGAAGAGUUAGACAGGUUGCAAGCCCAGUUGGACAGAGAGCUGGAAGCUGGAGGUCAGGCAGUUCAAACUGCAGAAAAUCAGAGGGCGACAGCUGAGGGUCUGAGACUGGAAAACAGCAGGCUGAAGGCACAAGUGGACAUUGAGAGGCAAAAGGUGACUGAGUUGAAGGCUAUGCAAAGUGCUAGUGACAACACUGAGCUGCAGACUCUGCUAAAGACAGCCCACACUGAGAGAGACAAGCUGGGAGUGGAGCUGACAGAACUAAGACAGGAGCUGCUUCAGGCGCAGGCUGAGACUGAGCAUGUGCGAGCCUCUGUGUCUAAGGUGGAGGCAAAAUGCCAGCAGCUUCAGGAGCAGGCCGAGAAGAGAGAACUGGAGCUAUGUAACCAAGUGGCUUCCCUGGAGGAGGUGGGACUCCAGGCUGAGAACCAGGUGAAGGAGAUGAAGGAGACCAUAUUUGAGCUGGAGGACCAGGUGGAGCAGCAGAGGGCUGUUAACUGUCACACCAACCAAGCUGUCUUGGACAUGGAAAAUCUGGUCAAAAAGCUGGAGGAGCAGAAGGCUGAAGCAGAGCGGCAGCUGAAAGUUAUGAGUAGACAAAUGAAGGAUGAAAAGGAGGAGUGGCGUCGUUUUCAGGCAGACCUCCAGACGGCUGUGGUCGUAGCAAAUGAUAUCAAGGUGGAAGCUCAGCAGGAGCUUCGCACACUCAGGAGGCAGCUGCAGGAGGAGCAGGAUCGUAAUGCAAAGCUUUCUGCAGACCUUGAGGCCCUGCAGGGAGUCAGGUCCCAAGGUGAAGAGAUGAGAGUGUCUGACUCAGAUAACGGCCUUCACUGGUGCGGCAUCUCCAUGAUCCCGGCCACGCCCGCCGACGCCAGCGGAGAUUCCAACACGGAGCCUGGAGCUACUGUCAAAUCCCUCAUUAAGUCCUUUGAUACUGUUGGACAAAAUGGACCAGGUCACACGGUUCAAAUGCAUUCCUCCUCAAGAAGCCCACUGAGUGGGAUCCCUGUGCGCACUGCACCUGCUGCUGCUGUAUCCCCCAUCCAGAGACACUCGCACAUAAAGCCACUAUCAAAGACACUGGAAAAAAGAAUUAAUCAUGGAGAAUUCUCCCAUCCUCAUGACAAAUUGCCGAGCUGCAGGGAAGACCUGAAACCUAACAGCCUUAUGAGGAAAAGCCCGUCACUGGAGUCUGUAAUCAAAACCUCUGCCUCCCUCAGCAGCCGCACGCCAUCCUUCAGCUACAACCGAGGAAGCAGCAAGCUCAGUGUGGAAAGAAAGGACCCCUUGGCUGCACUGGCGCGGGAGUAUGGAGGAUCUAAGAGAAAUGCUCUACUGAAGUGGUGCCAGAAGAAAACAGAAGGCUAUCCGAAUAUCGAUGUGACCAACUUCAGCAGCAGUUGGAGUGAUGGCCUGGCUUUCUGUGCCCUAUUGCACACAUAUCUGCCUGCCCACAUCCCUUACCAGGAACUCAUCAGUCAAGAUAAGGUCCGGAAUCUGACUCUAGCUUUCCAGGCAGCUGAGAGCAUUGGCAUCAAACCCUCCCUGGACAUUAAGGAGUUGAUGAAGACCGACAGGCCAGACUGGCAGAGUGUCAUGCAGUACGUCUCCCAGAUCUACAAGUACUUUGAGACCUGAUGGGUAUGGAGGAGGAGCUGGAGCCUGAUGAAGGGUUUUUCUGUCCCGUCUUGUGAGCCCUACAUUCUCUUUUGAGACCAGCCUGAUGAUGCCACGUUACCCCUGCUCCUGCUCGACACUGGAAACGUGACAGAGGAAUUCUGUUAUUUAAAGCUGCCGAAUCCACAGUCGCUGCUCACGUGUUCAGACAGAGACUGGAGUCACUUUUCAGAGGCUUUCAGCAUCAACCAAGCAUUUGAUCCACAGACACACUGAUUAUGCUGAAAGACACUAUUGAAGCUAUGUAGCAGUUGACAACACAGUUUACAGAGACUUGACAAGUGAUCUAAUUACUUUUCUUCCCUCUGUACAAAAAUCAAUGCAUCAUUAAUGUUUGUUCAUUUUUCAGAUGCUGGCUGCCUCUCACCAUUAGGUACAAGGUGUUUUUUGUUUUUUAGUAAUACUGGCUGCCAGGAGACAACUGCCCAGUUUUAGAGAACUACAAAGUCUGGACUAAGUGGCUGUAGGGGUGGUGGCAGAUCAUGGCUUGUUAUGUUUGGAUAUUUGGUUUUUUGCGUUUGGUUUUGCUUUUUUCCAUGCCCUGGUUUCUUUUCUUUUUAUUCCCUACUGUAAGCUUAGUGUUAAAAGCUUCUUUGUUAGGGUUAGGAAAAAUUGUAGUUUGGGUUCAGAUGUUCUCCUUCAAAAACGUAACAUUGAAAAAUGAUGAGUAUGGGGUAGUAACUGUGUCUUUUUGACGCUAUAACCGGGUGCAUCGAGCCCUGUUGCCAAAGGGACACCUUGCAUAACUGUAACAAAGGUUUUGACGUUUGACAGAACGGGCCUAUCCAACAGCCCUGCAACGUGAGAGCUCGUCACUAACUCAGCGAAAAAGUAGAUGAUUUUUUUCUUUCCUUUCUUACACUUAUGCUAAUUGCUAAUUAUCAGCGUUGUUUGUGUGCCAACUGACCUUUAAAAAAAAAAAAGUGCCAAAUUUUCACAGCCAAUGCUCUGCUCAUAUGAGGACCAUCUAUGCAUGAUUUAAGUGUGACCUUUCUGCCUGGGUGCACAGCGUGACGUCUCCUUUCUGUCAACAUAGUGUUACGAGCAAACCCGUCUAAAACCGGCUUUUGGUAAACUGGCUGAAAUGUCGCUCACGCCUUAUUCCGAGUGUUUUUAAAGAGCUGGGCUUUUCUUUGAGCCAAGCUUUGUGGUGCAUAAAGCAUUUUCAACUGUUAAGUGUGGGUUUUUCCUUACAGAAUGGACAAACAAUAGCUGUAAUGAAGUAACACUUAAAGAGUUCCUGAAUAGUUUUCUAAAAAAAAAAAAAGUUUUAUGAAUACAGAUUGAUCUCUAUUUGCUUUGUGUACAGUAUUAAGCACUGCCUGACUUGAACCAUCAUGCUGUGCCCUCCUUCGCACUCUUAAUGCUUUCCAUCAAAAUCCUCUGAACUAUGGUUACUGCAACUGUUUGCAACAGGUCUGUAUCUGUAUUCUGCAUGCUGAAGUACAAAAGAGAGAAAAGACUUUUCUUCUAAGAGCUGAGGACAUAACACUUUCUCUCUGGUAUAUAGGCAAGCCUCUGUUUGCAGAUGUCCUAAUGUUUUAACAGGUCAAAUUGGUAUUUAUUUAGCAGACACACAUACUGCAGAGUGAGAACGUGGACAGAUACAGUAUGCAGCAGUUUUCUAUUCUUACAUGUCUGGUGGAUAUUGCUUAAUAAAGGAAUUUCAAGAUUUUUUUUUAAA
Oreochromis aureus is the source of this 5103-nucleotide messenger RNA. RefSeq names its product sperm antigen with calponin homology and coiled-coil domains 1 (gene specc1). The record is from RefSeq and is a predicted model, not a curated record. Gene Ontology annotation, biological process: actin cytoskeleton organization. The coding region runs from base 210 to 3380 and encodes 1056 amino acids. The transcript is spliced from 15 exons. Gene Ontology annotation, cellular component: microtubule organizing center; filamentous actin. Gene Ontology annotation, molecular function: protein binding. Lineage: Eukaryota; Metazoa; Chordata; Actinopteri; Cichliformes; Cichlidae.